This is a messenger RNA of Aspergillus glaucus CBS 516.65, 1502 nucleotides long. RefSeq lists its product as uncharacterized. The transcript has 8 exons. Gene Ontology annotation, biological process: amino acid metabolic process; biosynthetic process. Lineage: Eukaryota; Fungi; Ascomycota; Eurotiomycetes; Eurotiales; Aspergillaceae. Gene Ontology annotation, molecular function: pyridoxal phosphate binding; transaminase activity. The record is from RefSeq and is a predicted model, not a curated record. Bases 35 to 1369 code for a protein of 444 amino acids.
CUUAUUUUGACGUUCAAUUAUCACUGUAGCCGAGAUGUUGUCUUCCCGCGGUACAUCAAGAGCAGAAAUGCUCGAUAUCCCAUGGCGCUAUGCGGCUCCUCACACAUACGACAAGGAAACAAACCCCACAGGGACCAUUUCCUUUGGAAUGGCAGAGCAUGGCCCAAUGCGGACCGAAAUCGCCAACUACAUCAACCAAAAGGUAACAUUCACCCCAGACUCAGUAGGCUACCGCCCCUCACCCCCCUCCUCAACCCGCCUCCCAGCAGCCCUCUCAACCCACCUCAAUGAAAUCCUCCACCCGCAUCCCUCCAACACCCCCCUCACCCCAGAAACCAUCUUCGUGGCUAGCUCCGCGACGGCCCUAGACCACAUGCUGGGCUUUUCAAUCGCUGAGCCCGGAGACGGCAUUCUGGUUAGUCGGCCGGUGUACGGCCGGUUCGAGCUGGAUUAUGGUGUUGAGGCGGGUGUGGAGAUGGUGUAUGCGGAUAAUGAUAUUGAGGAGGGGUUUGAGCCUGGGGUUGUUGGGGAGUUUGAGAGUGCGUUGAAGGCGGCUGGGGAGAGGGGGGUUAGGAUUAGGGGGGUUUUGAUUGUGAAUCCGCAUAAUCCUGUUGGACGCUGCUACCCAGCUGAGACUUUGACGGAAAUAGUCAAGUUCUGCAGUCGACACCAGUUGCAUCUUAUCGGCGAUGAGGUUUAUGCUUCUUGUAUUUUUGACUCGGGGGAUCCGGAUGCUGUUCCGUUUACUUCGGUCCUGUCGUUGGAUCUCCCGGCGCUGAUUGACCCUAACCUUGUACAUUUGUUGUACGGAUUUAGCAAGGACUUUGCAUCUGGUGGUCUCCGUCUCGGAUUCCUGAUUUCCCAGAACGAGGAGCUUCGUCGUGCCUGUCAGGCUAUUCUACGCCUACACAGCACCUCCACCGCGGCCGUAACAAUCGGCGCAACAAUCCUCGAAGACAGAGAAUUCGUCUCCAAUUUCUUCACCAAAUCCAGCCACCAUCUCGCCUCGACAUACAAGAUCACCACCUCGACUCUGGAAAAGGAGAGUAUCAAUUAUAUCAAGGGAGGAAACGCGGGUUUCUUCAUCUACAUAGACCUCUCCCCGUAUCUUGCCCUCCUCCCUGACAGCAGCACCAACGGUAUCAACGGCGCUUCAAAAGCAGAACCAGACGUAGGAGCAGGAGCAGGAUCAACCCGCGAAUUCUCCCUAGCGCAGAAAUUCCUCGAUGCAGGCGUAUUCCUACAUCCCGGGGAAGAACACGGUAAGAAGCCAGGAUGGUUCCGGUUGGUGUUCUCUCACGAGGAAGAAGUUCUGGAGGAGGGGUUGAGGAGGUUCGUUGGUGUGUUGAGAUCUUUGCGUGAGGAGUAGGCUUGGCUUGUAUUAUGUAUAUAUAGGUGUUAGUAAUGCGUCAUUAUUUCGAGUAGUUAACCGACCCCUCCGCGUAAGUCUCCGGGAUCUCGGUUACAUACUUGAAGUUGUGUUCCCUCGUGUAUUCCCCCGC